CACAGCUGGUCACCAUAAAGUUAAAUGACAGCAACUAUUUGAUGUGGAAACAUCAGGUCCUGGCCACAACAAGAGGAUAUGGUCUUGAAGGCUUCAUUCUGGGCACUUCCAUACCACCUGAAAAGUUCACCACUGAUGAAAAUGGUAACCAGUCUAUCAACCCUCUUUAUAUCAGUUGGCAAAAGCAAGAUCAACUAUUGGUCUCCUGGGUCCUUAGCUCUCUUACUGAAGAGAUCUUGAUAAAUACUAUUGGGCUGAAUACCUCAUCUGAAAUUUGGUACUCAUUGGAGUUAGACUUCACCACUCAUCUUGAAGAAGCUCUUACCUCUCCUCAGUGGAAAAAGGCAAUGGACACUGAAUAUAAUGCCUUACUUCAUAACAACACAUGGACUCUCACUGAAUUACCCCCUGGUAAGAAGGCCAUUGGUUGCAGGUGGGUUUUCAAACUCAAGAAACACUCUGAUGGAACUGUAGCCAAGCAUAAAGCAAGACUUGUGGCCAAGGGCUUUAGCCAAAUACCUGGUAUGGAUUUUACUGAAACCUUCAGUCAUGUUGUUAAACCCAUUACAAUAAGGACAGUUCUAUCCAUAGCUAUAUCUAAAUGCUGGUUUACUAGACAAAUAGAUGUGGAUAAUGCCUUCUUGAAUGGUGAUUUAGACACAACCAUUUACAUGGUUCAACCUCCUGGUUAUGAACAUAAUGACAAUUCAGUUUGUCUACUGAAGAAGUCCUUGUAUGGCUUAAGGCAGGCUUCAAGAUCAUGGUAUCUUAAACUUGGAGGUAUCUUAUGUUCUCUUGGUUUUAAGACUUCCAAAUCAGACACUUCAUUGUUUCUCAAAAUUGAGAAAGCUUUCAGCAUCUUCAUAUUGGCAUAUGUGGAUGAUAUGAUCAUUGUUGGCAGUGAUAAUACUCAAAUUGAUCACAUCAUCACAGCUCUCAGAAAUCAUUUUGCUCUUAAGGAUUUAGGACCUUUAAAUUACUUCUUAGGUUUAGAAGUGGAACAUACAGCUCAAGGCUUGUUUCUUAACCAGUCUUCUUACAUCAAAAGCAUCUUGAAGAAAGCUGGCAUGACCAACUGUAAACCUCUCAGCACUCCAAUGGUUUCCACACCAUGUCUCUCCAAACACCAGGGGCAACCUAUUGAGAAUGGCACCUUGUAUAGACAACUCAUUGGGGCACUUCAGUAUGCUACCAUCACUCGGCCAGAGAUAACCUUCACUGUUAACAAAUGCAGUCAAUAUAUGCAAAAUCCUCUUGAUACUCAUUGGAAGGCUUUGAAAAGACUACUCAGGUAUCUUAGUGGUACUCUUCACCUUGGGCUUCACAUCUCUAAAUCACCAUCAUUACAACUUAUGGCCUAUGCUGACUCGGAUUGGGCCACAGAUAUCGAUGACAGGAG
This is a messenger RNA of Striga hermonthica, 1399 nucleotides long. NCBI's taxonomy places the organism in Eukaryota, Viridiplantae, Streptophyta, Magnoliopsida, Lamiales, Orobanchaceae. The record is from the annotation of a GenBank genome assembly.